Morus notabilis is the source of this 1237-nucleotide messenger RNA. RefSeq names its product survival of motor neuron-related-splicing factor 30. The coding region runs from base 178 to 1086 and encodes 302 amino acids. Gene Ontology annotation, cellular component: nucleus; cytoplasm. Lineage: Eukaryota; Viridiplantae; Streptophyta; Magnoliopsida; Rosales; Moraceae. The record is from RefSeq and is a predicted model, not a curated record. The transcript is spliced from 8 exons. Gene Ontology annotation, molecular function: RNA binding. Gene Ontology annotation, biological process: mRNA processing.
AACACUCAAAGCCGAAGUGGUGUAGUGGAAGAUUUUUUUGAUUUCUUUAAUUCUGCUUUCUACUUUCUUCUAAUUCUCUCUCUUCUUCUUCCUCUUUGCUUUGAUUCUUCCUUCUUGUUCGUCGUUUUUUCUGAGAAUUCAAAUUCGAGAGAUUAAAACCCUAAAUCAACGAUUAAAAUGCAAGGCGGCGAUGUAGGAGAAGAGGUGAGCGUAGAAGAGCUUGCCUCCAAUCUCUCCACAUACAAAGAUCAGCUUCACCAGGUCAAACAGCUUUUGGCUGAUGAUCCUGGAAACUCAGAAUAUGCUGACAUGGAAAGGGAGCUCAAUGAGGUAAUUGCUCUAACGGAAGAACUGCUUUCAACUGCAAAGCAACAUGAGAAUUCUGGAUCAAAUAUUGAGAAAAGUUCUGGUGCAGCUCCUGAUUUUUCCCAAUACGAUUGGAAUGAGAAGGAUUCAGGGGGGGUCUCUGAUCAUCAAGAGAAGUAUCCUGUUGGCACAAAGGUGCAAGCUGUUUAUAGUGAAGAUGGGGAAUGGUACGAAGCAACAAUUGAAGAUCUUACUCCCAAUGGGUAUUGCGUCUCUUACGAUGGAUGGGGUAAUAAAGAAGAGGUCGAUCCUGACAAUAUAAGGCCAAUCGAAGAAGGCGCUGUGAAUGCAUUGUUGGAAGCUGAGAGGGUGGCCGAAGCUACAAAACAAGCUAUCAAAAGGAAAAUUGCUCAAGCUGGUUCUGCUGACUUCCAAUCACGAAGCUUGCCCGCAAAACUUCGCAUAGAACCAGAUGACCCUGAGGAUGUGAAAAUUACCAAAAAAAAGAAGAUACACGCUUUUAAGUCAAAGAUGAGGUUUGAGCAGCUUGAAGUUACACAGAAUAAGCGCCAAAAUGCUUGGCAGCAAUUCCAGUCGACAAAAGGCAAGACUAAAAAGGUCGGUUUCUUCUCGGGACGCAAGCGGGAGAGCAUCUUCAAGUCUCCCGAUGAUCCUCACGGUAAGGUUGGUGUGACCGGAAGCGGGAAGGGUUUAACAGAGUUCCAAAAGAGAGAGAAACACUUGCACCUUAAGGGGGGAACCGUUGAGACUGAUGAUUAAGGCCCUUUUUAACUUGCAUUAUUAUAUUUCUUUGUUCUGUACCUAUUUGCUUUAAUAUACUGAGCAGAUGGCCGAAAGGGAAUGGAUGUUCCAUGUAUGGAUCUAUUACUCAGGUGCUAAUUUUUACUCUUUUUUUUUUUUUUUAUCUUCA